This is a messenger RNA of Oncorhynchus keta (chum salmon), 5728 nucleotides long. Its product is annotated as diacylglycerol kinase theta-like. NCBI's taxonomy places the organism in Eukaryota, Metazoa, Chordata, Actinopteri, Salmoniformes, Salmonidae. Bases 1122 to 3953 code for a protein of 943 amino acids. The record is from RefSeq and is a predicted model, not a curated record. Gene Ontology annotation, molecular function: protein binding; DNA-binding transcription factor activity, RNA polymerase II-specific; RNA polymerase II cis-regulatory region sequence-specific DNA binding. Gene Ontology annotation, cellular component: cytoplasm. Gene Ontology annotation, biological process: inflammatory response; canonical NF-kappaB signal transduction; diacylglycerol metabolic process. The transcript is spliced from 24 exons.
GGAAAUUGUGUUUAUACGCUAACAUCCAAGCUAAAAUUGCCUGCUUGUGGAAUCUAGCCAAUUUUACUGGGAUUUUAUCAACAUCAAAAUUACAUCGAAGCAAAAAAUUCUAAACCACCAACAGAGUCAAAUAAAUACUUAGGGAAGACAUUCCAAAUACUGUUCUGGUUCUUCAUAUCCAAUUUAUUUAAAAAGUAUUAUUUAGAGUAUUGAAAUCUAAAACCUCAAGACCUCCAUGUUCUUGGGUAUUAGUGAGAAUAUAUUUCCGUAGAUAGUGAGGCUUGUUCCUCCAAAUCAAAUUAUAAAGAAUCUUAUCCAAGUCCUUUACAAUUUUAGGGGAUAAUUCAAGUGAUAACGAGACAUAAACCGAUCUGGAUAACCCUUCAGCUUUGGACAUUAAAACCAGACCAUGUAACGAAAUAUCUCUCAGCAACCAGAGGUUAAAUUUCUUCUUUGUUUUCUCAAUAAUGGGGUCAAAGUUUAAUUCACUCCUUUGUUUUUCAUCCUUGCAUAUAACAAUUCCAACAGAAGUAAACUUAAUCUUUCAUUUGGAUACCAUAUACUUCCCGUAAAACACAAUCCUUGAGUGGAAAUAAGACUGACUUAUUGAUAUACAUUUUCAAACCUGAAACGAAGGAAAAGUCUUCAAUACAGGAAACUGCUAUAGAAACCUCAUUCCUGUCUUUCAAGAAUAUGGCGGUAUUAUCACCCAGUUGACAUAGUUUAAAUUCAUUGCAGUCAGGGGUACUUGGAGACGACAGUUAACCCGAUGACGUUUUUCUGCGUCUGAGUUUAGCUAGCCAACGUCGCCUACAAACGUUAUCGGGGAUUUCUAUUAGAGAAGCAGUUUCUGCUUAUCUUCAUACUGUGCUGUCUUUGUUCAUAUUAUCUGACGAUAGUCACUCACUUUUUUUGCCUGGACGCGGAGGGCGGAUGUAAACGACUACACAGAGCUAUGAAAACUGCGGGCGUAAAAAUGAGCUAAUUAGUUUAGCGGGCGUACAAAAUGGCUAAUUAGUCAGCUUGACACGUACGUUUUGAUGGAUUUUCGUUGAACUUGCUUUCUUCCUUGCGAGCAAAUGUAGCCUGCUAGCUAACGUUAGUUAGUAAGCUUAUUUUUAAUGUUUCCAGGUGACGAGCGACACGACUCAGAUACGAUGGCAGACAGCGCUGGAGCUAAGAAUGAUAAUUCCAAAAUGGAAAGUCCACCUGUUAGCCCCUUGUCCGGGAGGGAAAAGCCUCCAGAGUCCCCUGGCUCUCGCUCAAGGUACCAGGUCAGCGCACCCGGACACAGUUUUAGGAAAGUGACUCUCACCAAGCCAACGUUCUGCCACAACUGCAGUGAUUUCAUAUGGGGUCUUAACGGAUUCGUUUGUGAAGUGUGUAACUUUAUGUGCCAUGAAAAGUGCCUGAAGAUGGUGAGGACUGUGUGUUCAUGCAUGGCCCCAACACAGGUGCGGGUCCCUGUCGCCCAUUGCUUUGGUCCAGCAGGGCAGAAAAAGAGAUUCUGCUGUGUGUGUCGAAAGCAUCUGGAGGGAAACACUGCCGUUCGUUGUGAAGUUUGUGAGCUACAUGCCCACUAUGACUGUGCUACGUUCAGUUGUGGCGACUGCCGUCUCUGUCACCAGGAUGGGAGUCAGGACUUUGCCAAGGAUACGUUCCCCCACCACUGGCGGGAGGGGAACAUUCCUUCAGGUGCACGCUGUGAGGUCUGCCGGUGCACCUGUAGCUCCUCAGACGUCCUGGCGGGGAUGCGGUGUCAGUGGUGUGGUAUUACGACACACGCUGCCUGUUAUCUCAUUGUGCCGCCAGAGUGCGGUCUGGGACGGCUACGCAACAUGCUUCUUCACCCUGCUUGUGUGAGAAUAUGCUCGAGGAACUUUAGCAAGAUGCACUGCUACCGCAUCUCUGAGAGCUACCAGAAUGAGCUGGAUAACUUGGAAGAUGCUGACAGACCUACAAAGGAGAGCCAGCUGGCAACCACACCAGAUUCCGCUGCAGGGAAGCAGGUUCUCAAGGUGUUUGAUGGGGAUGAUGCAGUCAAGCGUAGCCACUUUCGUUUGGUCUCCAUUCCUCGGAUAACCAAGAAUGUGGAAGUAGUGGAGUCAGCGUUGAGGGCCUUUUACAUCCCAGAUGACCCCCUGGAAUAUGAGCUCCAAGACAACGGCCAGCAGGCUCUAGUCGAUGACGACGUCCUCAACCAUAACGGCACCACCGAUAAGGCAAUCUUUAAGGAGAAUGUGCCCGAGGCGUGGCUCCUAAGGGCCAAACCUCAGGAAACCGAGGUCCUCAGGAUCUAUGCCGGCUGGCUCAAGGUUAUUGUGGCGUACAUAUCCAUCUCCAAGAACAGCACUGUGGAUUCUGUCAUUAAGGAGGUCCUCACUCAACUGGGAAAACAGAAUGAAGACCCAUCAAGCUUCAAUCUUGUGGAGGUUUACAUGGGCAGUAAGCAAGUUCAGAGACGAGUGCUGACAGGCCAUGAGCUGCUGCUGGACAAACUGCAGGAGAUAAGGAAGAUCUCCCUGAGGCAGAUGAACCAGACCCGUUUCUACAUCGUGGAGAGCAGGAACAGGAUUGUGCAGGUCAACCUGCUUCUAGAGGGACUGCCUGUACAGCUGAGCAAGGAGGAAUAUGCAGACCUGCUACAGGAGCACUUAGCUAUCAAGAGUCACUUGGUUACCAUCACACAUGUUUACGGGAACCAAGGUGCAGUGGUGUUGCAGAUAUCGUGUUUCUCUGAGGCUGAGAGGAUCUACAUGUUAGCCAAAGACACAUCUGUCAGCAACCAGCAGCUCACCUCUCUUGUCCUACCAGAGAUCAUGCACAACAAGUUACCCAAAGGUGACUCGCCCCUACUGGUGUUUGUCAACCCUAAGAGCGGUGAGCUGAAGGGCAGAGAGCUCCUCUAUGGUUUCCGGAAGCUUCUGAACCCCCACCAAGUGUUUGACAUGACCAAUGGGGGACCAUUGUCUGGACUCCACACGUUUAGGGCGGUGCCCCGCUUCCGGGUGCUGGUGUGUGGGGGAGAUGGGACAGUGGGCUGGGUCCUGGGAGUCUUGGAGGCCAUCAGACACAAGCUGGUCUGUCCCGAGCCCCCCGUCGGCAUCGUCCCACUCGGCACAGGUAACGACCUGGCGCGGAUCCUGCGCUGGGGGGUGGGCUACAGCGGAGAGGACCCCCACCACAUCCUGGUGUCUGUGGACGAGGCGGAGGAGGUGCAGAUAGACCGUUGGACUAUUCUGCUGGAUGCACAGGAGAUCACAGAUGACGGCAAGGAGAACGGCUUCCUGGAACCACCAAAGAUAGUGCAGAUGAACAACUAUUUUGGGCUGGGCAUCGAUGCUGAAGUCAGUCUGGACUUCCACCAUGCCCGUCAAGAGGAACCAGGGAAGUUCAACAGCAGGUUUCACAACAAAGGUGUGUACCUGAAGGCGGGUCUGCAGAAGCUGAGUCACACACGGAACCUUCACAAGGACCUCAAACUACAGGUGGACAAGCAAGACAUAGAACUGCCCAGCAUAGAAGGCCUCAUCUUCCUAAACAUCCCCAGCUGGGGCUCCGGGGCAGACCUGUGGGGAUCAGAGGGUGACUCGCGCUACGGGAAACCUCGCAUUGACGAUGGCAUGCUGGAGGUGGUGGGGGUGACUGGGGUGGUACACAUGAGAAGGGUGCGACAAACAAAAAACAUCCAGUCAGCGGCAGUCCUGUGUGCGAAACGAGGUCAAAGGAGAAUGGAAAGAAUCGUGCAAGUGUGUUGUGUUGUCCAGGGCCAGGUGCAGAGCGGCAUGCGCUCUGGGAUCCGUCUCGCCCAGGGCAACUACGUGCGUAUCACAGCGACCAAGCCCAUCCCUGUGCAGGUGGAUGGAGAGCCCUGGAUCCAGGCCCCCGGACAUAUCAUCAUAUCUGCAGCAGGCCCAAAGGUGCGGAUGUUGAGGAAGUACAAACACAAGUAGAAGAAGCAGUCAGCCCCUCUUUUAGGCUGGCAAUCUGAAUGCCCUUCGUCCAGCGAUGGGGGACAAUGAGCCCCCCCCCCCAACAUCUGCUCCUCGGUGUCUCCGUGAGAGCAUGAUGGUCUGUUGGUUGCUCUAAACAGCUGUGACCUGUGUGCCCAGUAGGUUCUCAGAUGGUUUGUGUAGUUAGCACUUAUAGUUCCUGGAGUGGUACAUUGACAAAACAUUUAGCAGUCACUCCCAUUAUCAUCUUAAUGUUUAUCAAUUUCACAGUUGUUGGGUUCGGUUUGCCCCUGUUAGGAUCCUUCAGAUUAGCUUCUUGUCUAAUUUGUUGGUUUAUUUUUUGGUUUUCAGUCCAUCAGAGUUGUAAUGUCCUGGUAUUUUAUGAGCGACAUACAUGGUAACAAUUUUAUAGUGGUACUAUCUGGUACUUAUUAAAAAUGAUUCAAUAAUACAUUUUGAAACAAAUAGUACUAAGUAGAAUUUGGUACCAAGUAGUUACAAUGAAUCAAUAAGAUACCAAGACGUACUAUAUAUAUAUACAUACAUACAUACAUACACACACACACACACACACAUACACAUACACAUACACAUACAUACAAUUUUGUGGACACCCCUUCAAAUAAGUGGAUUCGGCUAUUUCAGCCACACCCGUUUCUCGAGCACACAGCCAUGCAAUCUCUAUAGACAAACAUACAUACAUACAUACAUACACACACACAAUUUUGUGGACACCCCUUCAAAUAAGUGGAUUCGGCUAUUUCAGCCACACCCGUUUCUCGAGCACACAGCCAUGCAAUCUCUAUAGACAAACAUUGGCAGUAGAAGGGCCUUCCUGAAGAUCUCAGUGACUUUCAACGUGGCAUAGGAUGCCCUCAUAGGAUGCCACCUUUCCAUCAAGUCAGUUUGCCAAAUUUUUGCCCUGCUAGAGCUUCCCCGGUCAACUGUAAGUGCUGUUAUAGUGAAGUGGAAACAUCUAGGAGCAACGGCUCAGCCGCGAACUGGUAGGCCACAGAACGGGACCGCCGGGUGCUGAGGUGUGUAGCUCGUAAAAAUUGUCUGUCCUCUGUAGAAACACUCCCUACCGAGCUUCCGAACUGCCUCUGGAAGCAACGUCAGUACAAGAACUGUUCGUUUGGAGCAUCAUGAAAUGGGUUUCCAUCGCUGAGCAGCCUCACACCAGCCUAAGAUUACCAUGCGCAACGCCAAGCGUCGGCUGGAGUGGAAACCCAUUGGACUCUGGAGCACUUGAAACAUGUUCUCUGGAGUGAUGAAUCACACUUCACUGUCCGACGGACUAAUCUGGUUAUGGCGGAUGCCAGGAGAACGUUACCUGCCCUAAUAAUGGUCUGGGGCUGUUUUUCAUGGUUCAGGCUAGCCCCCCCAUGCACAAAGUGAGGUCCAUACAGAAAUGGUUUGUCGAGACGUGUGGAAGAACUUGACUGGCCUGCGCAGAGCCCUGACCUUUGGGAUGAAUUGGAAUGCUGACUGCGAGCCAGGCCUAAUUGCCUAACAUCAUUGCCUGACCUCACUAAUGCUCUUGUUGCUGAAUUUAAGCAUGUCCCCGCAGCAAUGUUCCAACAUCUAAUGGAAAGCCUAACAGAAGAGUGGAGGCUGUUUAUAGCAGCAAAGCGGGGACCAACUUUUGGAAUGAGAUGUUUGACGAGCAGGUGUCCACAUACUCUUGGUCAUAUAGUGUAUUUAUAAGAUGUAAUUACACUGCUACCAUGUAAAUACCAGACUGUAAAAUAAAGUGUAAAUGUUGCUUUUUCGAA